UUCUCCACAGCAUACAUACACGUCAAACUAUUUCUAACCUUUUGGUGCCAAGUACGUAUAACCCAAAGUUGUUUCUAGUGCCGACCGUCGCCGGUGGUAUUACGUCGGGAUUUUCUAUGUAUUUCCAAAGGCCUAUAUAUAUGUUUCCCUUCACAAGACCGACAUUGGAGCUGACAUUAGAGAUUAAGCAUUGUAGCUUAACAAUUAUAUUAACUAAUCUCCAAUGGCUUCUUAUCAGCUUAUUGCCCUGGCCCUUGUCACAAUUUUUCUUCCCACGCUCACCAUGGCAGCCGAGCACAUUGUUGGUGAUGAACAAGGGUGGACCGUUAAUUUUAACUACACAACUUGGGCUAGUGGCAAAGUAUUUCAUGUUGGUGAUACACUAGUGUUCAACUACAAGCCACCACACAAUCUCUUCAAGGUGGACGGCGCCGGCUUCAAGGACUGCGCAGCAUCAGGAGAACCCAUGGCCAGCGGAAACGACAUAAUAACACUUAGCAGCCCAGGAAAGAAGUGGUAUAUCUGUGGCUAUGGCAAACAUUGUUCUGAGCUUGGCCAGAAGCUAGUCAUCAAUGUAGAGGCUGAAACUCCAGCACCAACUCCAGAACCUAAUGCUGCUUAUGGACUUGCUGCUUCCUGCUAUCAGAUUUUUGCAGCAGCGGUGGCUGUCGUGGCAAUGAUCGCGGCAUGAUUUACCACUGAUAUGAUGUAAUUUCUGUUUUCAAGCAAAGAAAUAAAGGUUUCAUGAGUGUGGGGCAUUUUGACUAUCCUGGAAAUGCAGCAUAGUCAAGCCUUAGUUUCAUAAAUUACAGAUGUACGCAGCCCAAUGUGAGGGCAUGACAUGCACACACAAUCGCACACAACAAAGCAACAAAUUUAUUUAUUAGUUAAAUUAAUCUAAGAUAUGAAUGUUCAUCUGUGCCCA
This is a messenger RNA of Populus trichocarpa (black cottonwood), 925 nucleotides long. Its product is annotated as blue copper protein 1a. The record is from RefSeq and is a predicted model, not a curated record. NCBI's taxonomy places the organism in Eukaryota, Viridiplantae, Streptophyta, Magnoliopsida, Malpighiales, Salicaceae. The transcript has 2 exons. Gene Ontology annotation, molecular function: electron transfer activity. Gene Ontology annotation, cellular component: plasma membrane. Bases 224 to 691 code for a protein of 155 amino acids.